CCCGGUCGUCUGCCGUCACCACGUGCAGCACGUGUUUUCCGACCUGAUGCACACCUGACCCGCGAAAGGAUCAAAACAUGCACCACACAGCCCAGAUUCGUCACUGAGCACUCUGUCCUUCAAUUUGUUUCGCCGUUUGCUUUCAGAACGAUCUGACAUGUCAUUGGGCCCACUGAAAGACGUCAACCGGAUUAAUGACCCCACGCCUUCCACAUCCAAACCAGGAAGCAAGAGCUGUUGUCCUGGUGACCACGCCCACUCUACUAUUUCCGGUUCAGCUAAACGUAGUUCCACCGAGAAAACAUUGAAAGAGAACUACAAUGAAUCUGGGUGUUGUGGCGGACAUGAUGCUUUCUGCUCAGACGAAAAUUGUACGGACAUAACCGAGUUUUCUCCGGACAUUCCCGAGCCACAGAUGUGUGGGAAAUGCGGGAAGCACGGUGUGCGACUGAAAACCUGUAGUCGGUGCAAGACAGCUCUGUACUGCUCGAGAGACUGCCAGAAGAAAGACUGGCAGAAACACAAGAAGACAUGCAGAAUACCGGACCAUGACGGGAACGACCUGAAGACUCUCCUGAAACAACUGACUACGAGCCUCGUUGUAGAAAAACGUAGAAAGCUGACCUUCAGCGAGGCCAAAGUGAAGGCUGAGAAGUUAUUUCCAGGGAGACCACUCUUCGAUGAACUCUCCAAACUGAGCACACACCCGUCUCGGGGAAUUUUCCUUGGGCUUAUAGCUGAAAUGCAUUUCUAUGUGGUUCGGCACGGGGUGUAUGUGAAGGACCGCGUUGGCCGUCAGACCUCAUUAUUCUUCUACCUGGACUUCGACAACCCUGACCCUUACUUCACCUGGGACGACCUUCAACCUGGCAACUACAUUUGCAUAAAGAAUCCUCAUUUGCAUAUUUUCAUGGAUGGUCAGGCAGGACUUCGCAUUGACGAAGCAUCUUCAGUCAAGAUUAUCUUUUGACAUAACCACGUGUUGACUGUGGAGACUUUAAAUUGUCCAGACACCUUGUUGAUUUUUUUCAGGUUUGAUUGAUCAAGUUAUUUUUGUCAUUACGAAUGUGCAUGAUUGUUAAAGCCAGAAAAUAUAUACAUAUAAAACGAUCUGCAUUAUAUCAUGUA
Messenger RNA from Haliotis rufescens (red abalone), 1128 nucleotides. RefSeq lists its product as uncharacterized. Lineage: Eukaryota; Metazoa; Mollusca; Gastropoda; Lepetellida; Haliotidae. Bases 158 to 970 code for a protein of 270 amino acids. The record is from RefSeq and is a predicted model, not a curated record. The transcript has 4 exons.